CGGAGCUCUCGCGGCACGCAUGCGCCCUCUGUAACCAGGAAGUGAGCUGCAGAGCAACAAGAGUACAGCUCCUGGUCAGUUUUUCAGGGACGAAUCUGCCCAAAAAUAAUAAUAAAAUAAAAUAAAAAUGUUGGAGCUCCACUUCACUAAAGACGUUUUACCCGAUUCUGUCAGCAGCGACUUUCAGAACCUGAACAAAUUCAACGAGCAGCAAUUUGUGCGCCUGGUUGAAAUUCUCUUCCAGUUUUUGCUGGAACCUAAGGAGACGGAGAGGUUUAUGCAGCAGCUGAGUGAGUUUGCAGGGCAGCACGGGAUGAGUGCCGGUCCUCUGAGGAACCUUAUGAAGAGUGUCCUGCUGGUGCCACAAGGAGCCCUGAAGAAAAACCUGACAGCCGAGCAGAUCAAAGAAGAUCUCCUUUCUUUAGGACUCAACGAAGACAAGGCCGCUCACUUUUCCCAGCAGUGGGCUUUGCAUUAUGCUGUGCUCAGCAGACAAGCUGUCGGACAAACUCUGAUGGUCAACCAGCUGGUGGACAUGGAGUGGAAGUUUGGAGUGACGGUCGGCACCAGUGAGAUUCAGAAGGUUGGAAACAUCUUUCUGCAGCUGAAGCUGGUGGUCAGGAAGGGGAACUCCACCGAAAACGUCUACAUGGAGUUGACGCUCCCUCAGUUUUACAACUUCCUACAUGAGAUGGAAAGAGCCAAGGCCAGCAUGGAGUGUUUCAGCUGAGAGAGAGAGAGUGUGUGUGUGUGUGUGUGUGUGUGUGUGUGUGUGUGUGUGUGUGUGUGUACAUAUGUAUAUGUGAGUGUCUGUGGCUGCAGAUGAGUGCUGUGUGUGUGUGUGUGUGUGUGCAUGAUGUUGUUUAUUGCCGUACGUUUGUACCUACUAAUAAACAUGAGAAAAGAAGACAUU
This is a messenger RNA of Myripristis murdjan (pinecone soldierfish), 913 nucleotides long. RefSeq names its product COMM domain containing 7 (gene commd7). The transcript has 9 exons. The record is from RefSeq and is a predicted model, not a curated record. Gene Ontology annotation, biological process: tumor necrosis factor-mediated signaling pathway; negative regulation of DNA-templated transcription. The coding region runs from base 128 to 730 and encodes 200 amino acids. Gene Ontology annotation, molecular function: NF-kappaB binding. Lineage: Eukaryota; Metazoa; Chordata; Actinopteri; Holocentriformes; Holocentridae.